AUGUACGAAGACGGCCCCAAUCCCACAAAAGUCCAGGUUACCCCCGCCUCCAAACGGGCGAACCCGCCCCCUCCGUUGGUCUUGAUACACGAUGGAGGCGGCACGACGUUUGGAUAUUUCAUGCUAGGAAGCUUGUAUCGCGAGGUGUGGGCAAUUCACAACCCUCAUUUCUUCGAUGGGGGCGCCUUUGAAGGCGGUAUGGAUGAGAUGGCGCGCUUGUACAUCCAAAACAUGAAAGACGCGGGCAUCAAAGGAAACAUCUUGCUAGGCGAAUCUCUGCUAGAGAUGAUUGUCCUCGGCUGGUCCCUCGGUGGAUAUCUGUCCCUAGCCGUUGCGCGCUUCUUGGCUGAAGACCCCGAGGCUACGAUCAAAGUGCUGGGCAUCGUCAUGAUGGACUCGCCGUAUCAUAUCCCCUACAACCAGGUCCAAGGCCUUACCGACGAUCCCGUCCUCGAAAACAUCCCCGCGCCCGUCCAAAAGUGCUUCGACCGCUGCGACGAGAUGCUUGAGGACUGGGAGGUGCCCAGGUGGGACGGGCCUGCAUGCAAUGGGAAGCCCGUUUUCUUCGGCGUUGGCGGAAGACGAUACUCUGUGGCCCCCGGAAACGUGCUGUACAAGCCCUUUGAGGGAACAUGGUCAUCGAUCGAAGUGCCAAAGUAUGAGAUAACGUCAGAGUCGCAGUCUGAAAGGACGCCAAUAACACCACCACCCACAGUCCUGAUACGGGCGACUCAAUCUAUGCCACUUCCAGAAGGCAGAACAGAGCCGUUUAUGAUAGACAAGUAUCGUGGUGAUCGUACACUGGGGUGGUCAGGCAACACCCCGGAUUUCAUCAAGGCGGUGCUUGAUGUGAAUUCGAACCACUACGAGAUGUUUGAUAGGGAGAACGAUUCGCAGAUAAAAGACAUCACUGCACAGUUGAAUCUGUCACUGGAGAUUCUAGAAAGCAUUGGAAAUACUGCAAACCCGUCUUUCGGUGGUAAGCCAAAGUUGGAUUACUUUUAA
This is a messenger RNA of Trichoderma aggressivum f. europaeum, 1005 nucleotides long. RefSeq lists its product as uncharacterized. The record is from RefSeq and is a predicted model, not a curated record. Bases 1 to 1005 code for a protein of 334 amino acids. The transcript is spliced from 4 exons. Lineage: Eukaryota; Fungi; Ascomycota; Sordariomycetes; Hypocreales; Hypocreaceae.